Argiope bruennichi is the source of this 2493-nucleotide messenger RNA. Its product is annotated as potassium voltage-gated channel subfamily KQT member 1-like. Gene Ontology annotation, biological process: transmembrane transport; potassium ion transport. Gene Ontology annotation, cellular component: membrane. The transcript has 18 exons. The record is from RefSeq and is a predicted model, not a curated record. Lineage: Eukaryota; Metazoa; Arthropoda; Arachnida; Araneae; Araneidae. Gene Ontology annotation, molecular function: voltage-gated potassium channel activity. Bases 158 to 2074 code for a protein of 638 amino acids.
UGAGAAAAGAGCGGCGGUAAUUUUAGUCCAGUUCUGGAGAAGGCUUCAACGAGUAGCUACGAAUGAUUUUUUAUUUAUUUGUUUCACAAUUCUUAGGGUAAUCGCUGAAGCAUUUACUGAGUAAUACAGUGAAACGUGAAUCUACCGAACUUGGAGAAUGAAAGAAACUCUCGACGUUGAGGAAAAUGUCCGAGAAGGCUACGAAACCCCUCUUACAAUGCGAAAAGAAAGAGAAAUCUUCAAAUCGCCUACCUCCUCGAUAUCCACUGAAAGUGGAAUCGACAUGAUGUAUUACUCUUUUCGCUCUGUGGGCCGGAACACGGGACGAAGAAAACCCAUCAUUCCUCUUGCUGAAGAUGAAACCAAAAAUGAUUCUUCAUCAGAUAGUGUAUUCCCUGAACCCUCAACGAAUGCUAAACCUCCACCAGAGUACAAGACUCCCUGGGAGGCCGUGUAUGCUUUUAGGCAAGGCCGCAAACUCGUGAAGCCAACAUUCCAAGGGAGAGUGUACAACUUUUUAGAAAGGCCUAAAGAAUGGAAGUCCAUUUUUUACCACAGUGCAAUAUACACAUCUAUACUAGGAUCCUUAUUCUUGAGUGUAUUAGCCACGGUAGCUGAAAAUAAAGCUGUAUAUUCAAGAAUUGUAUAUGUCGUAGAAGUUAUGCUUGUAUCAAUUUUCACAAUCGAAUACAUUGCACGCUUUUGGUCGGCAGGCUGUAGAAGCAAAUACUUGGGUCUUUAUGGACGCCUGAGGUUCGCUUCUAAACCCAUUUGUAUUAUAGAUCUUGUCAUCAUCAUUUCUAGUUUUCUUGUAAUAUUUCUUGGAUCUGAUGGACACACAUUUAGUGUCAAAGCCGUACGUGGCGUCAGAUUUCUUCAGAUUCUUCGCAUGCUACAUGUCGAUAGAGAAGGUGGCUGCUGGAGACUUUUAGGCUCAGUAAUCAUGGAACACAGGCAGGAAAUGUUCACAGCAUUGUAUAUAGGAUUUCUAGGUCUAGUAUUUUCUUCCUAUUUUAUGUUCCUAGUUGAGAAAGAUGUCAUCAUUGAUAACAUGCCAUCAACAGCAUUUGCUACCUAUGCAGAUGCUCUUUGGUGGGGAGUGGUUACUAUGAUGACGAUCGGAUAUGGGGAUAAAGUUCCUUUAACUUGGACUGGUCGUCUUCUUGCUUGUAUUUCAGCUCUUUUCACAGUUUCAUUUUUUGCUCUUCCUGCUGGUAUUCUUGGAUCAGGGUUUGCUUUGAAAGUUCAGCAACAGCAAAGACAAAAGCAUUUUAGUCGUCAAAUUCCAGUGGCUGCAACGCUUAUACAGACAUUGUGGCGUUGUUAUGCUGCCGAUAAAAAUUAUUCCUCAGUAGCAACAUGGAAAAUUCACAUGAAAAGUCCAUCAAAUUCAACAAACAAGUAUAAUAAAACGAUAGCAGCUCUUCGACGAAGGAAACCCAAAUACAGAAGCGAUAAUGAAAAGAAUGAUCAGAACGAUAACAAAUCCUAUGGCGAAAUAGCGGUAACGCUGGAAGCUCCAAGAGGUCUCCAUCAAUCAAGAAGUGUACCCGAUAUGAUGAUAUCCAUGCACGAUGAUCUCCUGAAGAAAGAUGCUUCAACCACCAAACUUCAAAGCAUAAUGAACGGUAAUGAUGAUUAUCAAAAUGACAGUAUUUCUGAAGAAAUCUAUGGAAAUUCAGCAGGUUUCACACAAUUGUCUGAAGCUCAUAAGAAUGCUAUUCGGGCAAUAAGGAAAAUAAAAUAUUUUGUGGCAAAAAGAAAAUUCCAGCAAGCCCGCAAACCAUAUGACGUAGGAGAUGUUAUCGAACAAUAUUCUCAGGGGCAAAUUAGCAUGAAUGUCAGGCUAAAAGAACUUCACAGAAGAUUAGAUCAAAUGUUAGGAAAAUCUGGUACUCAGUUGUGUGGCAAAAAUGGUAAACCGAUUACACUUGGGGAUAAACUACAGCAAAUGGAUCAACAGAUCCAGAUGAUGGAUAGGAAAAUUGAUAAUAUCAGCUUGGCAAUGCAUACCAUACUGAGAGAACUGCAAAAGACACCUAAAAUUGAAGUGCCCUCAGGUGCCAGCAGCUAGCUUUCAAACGCAUCUAAGUUUCUUUAAAGUUUGAAAUAGUAACUAUAAUAAUUAGAACAUUUACUUUUUAAUGUUUAUAUAGUUUAAAUAAAGUUAAUUAUUUUUGCAACUAAGAGUAGUGAAGUUCGAAACGGAUCUUUGAGGAAGAGAUCUCAAAUGUACAAAUAGCUUCAUUACAUACAAUUAAUUUCAGUACAUUUCGUGUUUAUGAACUGUCCAACUAUUAGAUCAGACAGUUUUAUUUCUGAAAUGUUAACAUUUUUCAAUGAAAGAAUCCAACUCACUGUGAUACAAUGCCAUAUUUUAUAAUUUGGAUUUGUGAGUUUUUGUGUUCCCUCAACACUUUGUUCCAUGUAUAUAUUCAAAAUUAAAUUGCUACCACUUUCUAUUGAAAGUAAAGCACCAUUGUAUAUAUUUUA